Messenger RNA from Malurus melanocephalus (red-backed fairy wren), 3556 nucleotides. RefSeq names its product UBX domain protein 7 (gene UBXN7). The record is from RefSeq and is a predicted model, not a curated record. Gene Ontology annotation, molecular function: ubiquitin binding. The transcript has 11 exons. Gene Ontology annotation, cellular component: nucleus. The coding region runs from base 32 to 1501 and encodes 489 amino acids. Gene Ontology annotation, biological process: proteasome-mediated ubiquitin-dependent protein catabolic process. Lineage: Eukaryota; Metazoa; Chordata; Aves; Passeriformes; Maluridae.
GGCGCGUGUGUUGUGGUGCGGCGGCGGCAAGAUGGCGGCGCCCGGGGGCUCGGCGGGCGCCGCGGCGCUGAGGGCGCUGGUCCAGCAGUUCACCGCCAUCACCGGUGCCAGUGAAAGCGUGGGGAAGCAUAUGCUUGAAGCAUGCAACAACAACCUGGAGAUGGCUGUCACCAUGUUCCUGGACGGAGGAGGGAUAGCAGAGGAGCCCAGCACCAGCUCCGCAGCGGUGUCUGCCGUCCGCCCGCACUCUGAGGAUGAAGUACGAGCUCCAAUUCCUCAAAAGCAGGAAAUCUUAGUAGAGCCUGAGCCCUUGUUUGGAGCUCCUAAAAGACGCAGACCUGCUCGCUCAAUAUUCGAUGGCUUUCGGGAUUUUCAGACAGAAACCAUCCGGCAGGAGCAGGAGCUCCGCAAUGGAGGGGCGGUGGACAAGAAGCUCACGACGCUGGCAGAYCUCUUCAGGCCUCCCAUUGACCUGAUGCACAAAGGCAGCUUUGAAACGGCCAAGGAGUGUGGUCAGAUGCAGARCAAGUGGCUCAUGAUCAACAUCCAGAACGUGCAAGAUUUUGCCUGCCAGUGCCUCAACCGUGACGUCUGGAGCAACGAGGCUGUGAAGAACAUCAUCCGGGACCAUUUCAUUUUUUGGCAGGUGUACCACGACAGCGAGGAAGGACAGCGGUACAUACAGUUCUAUAAAUUAGCAGACUUCCCCUAUGUCUCCAUCCUGGAUCCCAGGACAGGCCAGAAGCUCGUGGAGUGGCACCAGUUAGAUGUGACUUCUUUCUUGGACCAAGUGACCGGGUUCCUGAGUGAGCACGGCCAGCUGGACGGCCAUUCCACCAGCCCUCCCCAAAAAUGCUCUCGUUCUGAGAGUCUCAUCGAUGCCAGUGAGGACAGCCAGCUGGAAGCUGCCAUCAGGGCCUCGCUSCAGGAGACACAUUUUGAUUCCUCUCAGGCCAAGCAGGAGAGCCGCUCAGAUGAGGAGUCAGAGUCAGAGCUUUUCUCUGGAAGCGAAGAGUUCAUUUCAGUUUGUGGAUCYGAGGAGGAGGAGGAAUCGGAGAUUCCAGCCAAGCUGAGGAAAUCUCCACACAAGGACUUGGGGUUUAAAAAAGAGGAGAGCCGGAGGCCUCAGCCUGAGCCCUCGGCAAGGACUGAGCCUGGGACAGCAUCAAACCACAGAGUCCUGCCCUGCCUCGAUUCAGGGGCACUGGAGGAGUCACCUGACAAGCCUGAGAGCACCUUCCGGGGCCUCGACGUGAAUGGACCAAAGGCACAGCUGAUGCUACGGUAUCCAGAUGGAAAGAGGGAACAAGUUUCACUGCCUGAACAAGCUAAACUUCUGGCUCUGGUGAAACACGUSCAGUCCAAAGGAUACCCCAACGAACGCUUCGAACUGCUCACCAACUUUCCUCGGAGGAAACUCUCCCACCUGGACUAUGAGAUCACGUUACAGGAGGCAGGCCUGUGUCCUCAAGAGACUGUCUUUGUGCAGGAAAGGAAUUAGCACUGUGGCCUGAGCUCUCCCAGCCUUCCUCCCUCUCCCCUUUGCCUGGGACAACGAGCCGUUAAAUAUGCAGUUAAGGGUCAUGGGAUUGCAGUGCUGGAAUCAGGCAGCUGGCUGGCCCUUCUCCCUCCUCCUCUCUGUCCCUCCCUCCUCCCACUCUAGUGACCAAAURAGAGUGUUCAGAGUUUUAUUUUCUUCCUCAGCUGCAGAGAGCAUUGGGAAGAGCAUCUUUCCUCUGCUUUCCUGGAAUAAAGUAAAACAGUGAUCUGUGUAUCCAGCAUGCUGGAGCUUGGAGUGGCCAUAAUACACGAACCCUUCUCGCUGCUAUUCUUAAAUCUGUUUUAUUUAUUUUUGAAAAGAGGGUGUGAUAAGGCACUGAGGCAUCUCUCUGUAAGGAGAGAGCAUAACCUUCAGGACAGUCUUUCCUUUGUUUGGAUUCCCUGCAGUAAAGGAUUCUCCAUUAACCUUCCAGCCUUCUCUUAUCCACCACUCUGGUUUUGGAAAGGAUUGGGGUUGAGUGUGAUAAAAUACUGUGGCCCACCUAACUCAAAGGCUUCUAGAUUGCCUGCAUGUUUUCCUCCUGCUUUAAAUUGCCAGUGGACACAGCAAAAAAAAAAAACAAUCCCAAAAAAGCCAGCUUUGCCCCAUAUGGGAUUGACUGCUUGGCCCAGAGGGAAAGCUGGGAGUUCAGUGCUGSAGCAGAACCAGCCCUUCAUGGGAGUGGGUGGCUUUUCCAUGUUCUUUUCCCAGCAUCCUCAAAGUGUCUCCUUACUUGCUCUCAGGAUUUUGCAAAUGACAAGGGUACUGUAAAGGUUUKGGGUUCUCUGGAAAUGCCUGCCACAGAGCCUUGAUAGGCACUUGGCCUUUUUCCUUKGCACAGAGGUUGGUUUUCCCAGGAGUGAGUGGCUCUGCAGGGCUUUUAGAGCACUGACUGYUUUGAGCAUCAAUUAAUGCUUCAUAGAGCACUUCCCAGCCUGUUGCCUUCAGCUCCCUGGGAUAAGUUUUAUUCAAUUUCCAGGUUCAUCUACUGUUACUUCCCUCUUCAGAGGGUUGCUUGGUUUGGGCUUUCCUUCCAGCUCUGGGGCUGGCACCACAAGUCAGUGCCCUGUUUCUCCUCCAAUGUCUUCUCCAGACGUGGAGCUGUUGGUCACUUGGUGUUUCAGCAGCUGUUCCAGUGGGACAGGAGUUAACUAGUCCAGCCCUCAGAAAGGUAUGGUGGAUUUGUGUAUUUACAGCUAAAAUCUCAGUUUAAUGUUCUGUUUAGUCACUGAGGAGAAAGGCACAUUGGACCUGCCAUAAUCGCUGAUUUUUCUGCCUCUCUCAGAUGAUUGUUCUUGUUAAAGACUUUAGUAGUCACAAAUUUACUAUAUUCCAAAUUUUCAAGAUAUUUUACCUUUGAUUUCAUACUAGCCUCCAUACUUUGGAACCUUUAAAUGCAAGAAAUCACAGAAAAUGUCUGUGUUCUCCAUGAAAACUUYGGCUCACAGCUGUCUCCUGCUCAUAAUUGAGGUUUGACUUGUAAUCAUGCACUUGUAUAAAUUAAUUUCCCUUUCUGCUGCAGGAUGUAGUGUCAGGAAAGCAGAMUCUGAUCUCAGUUUCCUGAUCAGUGAUUUAUGUGACACCAGAUGGCAUUUUUGGUUUGUAGAGACACCUUGGAGUGGAGGCUGCUCCCUGCAUGGGAAAGUGAGGGGAGUCUUGUGUUUACCCUGUAAAGCAGCAGUGGAUCCUUCAGUUCCUGGGUAUCCAGGAACUAUCCUGGAUAUCCUAACUCGUGCUUCCAUGUAGACCUGAAGCUUCCCAAAGCAGCUCCAGCUCUCUGCUUGGCAUAACAAGUUCCAGUUGUGGUUUAUUGGCAGCUUCCCUCCCCUUCCCCCUGUACGUGGGGCUGGGCUGAGCUCUGUGGUGAGACCAGGAAUCUCUCAAAACAGAGUAAGAAGAAUGGGAAGUUGAACACUUAUAUUGAAAAUGGCAUUUUCUCAUGGUUCUAGUAGUUUGUUCUGUUCCAGGAAACUCUAAUCCUGGGUUGGAUUUUUUUUUUGUUUCUGUGUCACUCUG